This is a messenger RNA of Gadus morhua (Atlantic cod), 1955 nucleotides long. RefSeq names its product suppressor of cytokine signaling 1a (gene socs1a). The transcript is spliced from 2 exons. Bases 219 to 917 code for a protein of 232 amino acids. Gene Ontology annotation, biological process: intracellular signal transduction; phosphatidylinositol phosphate biosynthetic process. Gene Ontology annotation, cellular component: phosphatidylinositol 3-kinase complex. Lineage: Eukaryota; Metazoa; Chordata; Actinopteri; Gadiformes; Gadidae. Gene Ontology annotation, molecular function: 1-phosphatidylinositol-3-kinase regulator activity. The record is from RefSeq and is a predicted model, not a curated record.
CCCCCCCCCCCCCCCCCCUCCGCCCCGCUAUAACGAAAGAUUACCUUGAGCUGAGUGUGGACAUGUGUUGACGACCACUGCGAACACAACAGCUACCGACAGGAGAUCGCUGAGUACAGUGUAUUCUCCGUUCUCAAGUGGGAUCCGAGUGAUUUUUAACGGAUGUCAUUGUGGUGGUCAGCGAUGGGAGAGGGUUCUGAACGCCUCUCCACCGUAGGAUGGUAGCUUACAGCACAGUGGAAGGCCAUGGCAGCACCUGCACAUCCUCCUCCUCCACAUCCUCCUCUUCCUCCUCCUCUUCCUCCCGCGCUCUACCCCGUCCCGCGGGCCGUCCCCACCACUGCCCCCAAGCGGAGCCCGUCCGGCCCUGGGGCGAUGGGGCUCCCCAGAACCCGGGACCCCAGCCCGGGGCGGCCAAGCCGCUCUCGGCCCUCGCCACCCACUUCCCGCCCUUCUCGUCCCAGAAGGACUUCUGCAUCAUCACGGACACGGCCUCCCAGCUGGAGCGCAGCGGCUUCUACUGGGGGCCCCUGGGCGUGGAGGAGGCCCACGGCAUGCUCCGGGACGCCCCGCUCGGCAGCUACCUGGUGCGGGACAGCCGGCAGAAGGACGUGUUCUUCACGCUGUCGUACCGCGCCGAGGCGGGCGCGGUCAGCGUGCGCAUCGUGUACCGCCGGCAGCGCUUCGGCCUGGCGGGCAGCGAGCGCAGCUUCGCGGGGCUCUUCGAGCUGCUGCAGCACUACGUGGCCUCGCCCAAGAGGAGCCUGGGCGCCCCCUACAGGAAGCGCAUGGCCACGCUGCAGGAGCUGUGCCGGCGGCGCGUCGCCGAGGCCUGCGGCGGCCGCAGCGGGGUCCUGCAGCUGCCCGUGUCCGGGAUCCUCAGAGACUUCCUGCAGGAGUUCCCUUAUAGCCUGUGAGGGGCGAGGUGGAGGAGGUGGAGGUGGAAGAGGAGAGGGAGGAGGAGGAGGAGGAGGUGGAAGAGGAGAGGGAGGAGGAGAGGGAGGAGGAGAGGGAGGAGGAGAGGGAGGAGGAGGUGGCAAGGGGGACUGCUCGGGAUCCCAUCAGGACCCGGACUCAGUGUCUCUGGGGAGCAGGAGACUUUGGACGGGCUGUCAGAUGGCUCAGGGGACCGGUGUGAGGAUGCGCGGGUUCGCCGUGCCGUGGACUUGCGUGCCUUCCCGGGGGAGACCCUGGAGCUGACGGGACGCACCGGCAGCACGCUGGGAGGACGCUGCGUUCGGAGACCACUACAGCGGCAGGGGAACCAAGAAGAGGACGGUUGAACCCGGCGCCGGGGUCCUGCGAUGGCCCCUGGUUCAGUGCCCCCCCCCCCGCCAUGGGGUCAGUGUCGGGGCCCUUCGGGGCCAUCGGGACCCUGGAGGCGGCCCUGUUGGACUUUGAUGGCCCUCAGAGGGGCCACAUGGAGUUGGGCCUGCAUGAGCCUAAGUGACGGGGAAGUGACGAAUGUUUUUUUUGUUUCUAUGUUUGCGACUUACUUGAACACUCAACAGAAUUGUUUACCUACAGUAUUAGCACCUCAAACAGCCCGGGCAGCUUCCACCACCACUUUCAAGCGGUUUCAAAGAAACAGAAUUAGUUGGAAACUAUUACGAAUAAAUCAGCUUGUUGAUUGUACUAUGUUAGUUUGGUGCAACGAAGGAGGGUUUAGCAAGUGGUUAUUUUAUGCACAUAGCACCACGAAGUGUUUUGAUUUGUAAUUACUCUGAAACUAAACAUGAUAUUUGUGGUUUUUUUCAUACCAAAUAUUAACACUGUUAUUUCAUGGUUCAGUUAAAGUUGUCAGUAAUGCUGUGUGUAGCUUUGUUCCGUCCGUUGUUUUAUUUAUUCAUGUGAAUUUCUGACUAACCAAGUUUGGAAGAGAGAUCAUUAUUUAGAUAUUUUUGUAUCAAUAAUAUAUUUCAAACAAAAUAAAAAAAAGAUAUUUUCAAAAGGAC